AACAUUUGAUUGACGGUCACAGCCCCUUCUGCACUUGCUUCCGAAGACAAGUUAGUUCAAAAGGCCGUGACAAGUUAUUGCUUCUCAGUAGUUACUCAGGGCUGAACGAUGGUUACAAAAAAGGCGAAAAAUCCCGCUGCCGGCUUGGCUGCAGCUGUUAUUCUGACGUGUUUUUUGGUGCAAACGACAGACUCUCUUCGACUGAGGAAAACUCAGAGGCGACUCUCACACAGAGGAACUAAUGUUGCUCCCUCAGCUGAAGUCCAAGAAGGAAUAAUUGUGUUCGGGAACGUUUUUGAGGUCCCAGACGAAAAUAAAAAACUGUCUACUUCAGUGGAUGAUGAAACGGAUUAUCAGGCAGACUUUGCAGGCUGGUCCCAGCAGGUGGGCAUUGAUGAGGCCUCCAAGGAUAAAUGGAAUCGCUUAGGAACCUCUCUGCAUUGUUUUGGUGACCACAUGAAGUUCAGAUUACUCAGUCCAGGGGCUUCACAGCUUGCAGUGGAGCAAGCACAUGAACCCCCAAUACCUCUGUCCAUGGUCCCUCCAACAUGUGGCUACAGAAUGCAUGGAAACUCGAAGGCAUUUGUUAUGAUGGCUCCAUAUGAUGGCUGCAACAUGAUUCAGCAGAGUGGAAAUUACAUGCUACCACUACUCUGGCAAGGCCGUCCCCUGUCCCUGCUGUGUCCCAAACAUGUAAGAACUACUGCUCCACAAUUGCCGCCGGUGCCCCAGGUUCUGCCGGUGCCCCACAAACCUUACUUGGACUUUUAUUCUCAUCUCUUACAUGCACCUGCUGAACCUGCAAAACCUGUAUCGCAGUUUCCAAAAUUUCCCUUGUAUCCAUACCCACCAUACCCUUACCCACCUCAAACAACUGCCCCACCACCUGCCACUUCACUACUAAAAGUCCCAAAUCCCCAUGUUCCUCAUGUCCCAUAUUUCCCCUUACCAUACUGGCCUCUAUUUCCAGAACUCCCGCCCUUCUUGCCUUAUCCUAUUGAAAACUAUCCAGAGUAUCCAACUUCAGGACCAAAGAUGACAUCGAUUCCUUAUUCAACUGCAGCAUCUCCUGCUACUACCCAGGCUCCUCCUGAUACUCCUAUACCAUUGUAUCCUAUGGACUACAUGCCUCUUGUUCCAAAUGACAUUUGGCCACAGAUGUUUUACUCUCAAGGCUAGUCUGAAUCUGUUGGAAUAAAUAUUUGAAAACA
This is a messenger RNA of Girardinichthys multiradiatus, 1211 nucleotides long. Its product is annotated as serine/threonine-protein kinase WNK2-like. Bases 109 to 1179 code for a protein of 356 amino acids. The record is from RefSeq and is a predicted model, not a curated record. The transcript is spliced from 4 exons. Lineage: Eukaryota; Metazoa; Chordata; Actinopteri; Cyprinodontiformes; Goodeidae.